ACCUCAUUACCAUCAUCCUCAUCUUCAUCACAACAACUACAAUACACUCAAACACACUUCAAGACCUUCCAGUCUACUCAACCACACGUUCACAAUGGAGAGUGCCAAGCAGGCCAUCAACUACGUCUCUGAGACCAUCCAGGGCGCCGCCUCUGGUGCCAGCAAGGAGGCCAACAAGGAGGUCGCCAAGGACAGCAACGUCAACGUCGGCACUCGCCUGUCUGCCGCCAAGGACGCCGUUGGCGACAAGGUCGACCAGACCACCCACGAGAACAAGGCUGAGGCCCACAAGCAGUACGCCAAGGCCUAAGUGCCAUACUACGUCGAAGCCAGCGAUUAGGCAUGGAGUUUGGCGAUCGGAAACGGUCCAAGACCGCGGUCGGAUCCGUCACAUGUAUACCCUAGAUAUUAUCACAAAUUAAUGGAAGUGUAAAACACAUCCCAUGAAAUGGUGUGAUGUGGUG
Messenger RNA from Purpureocillium takamizusanense, 464 nucleotides. RefSeq names its product Glucose-repressible protein. The coding region runs from base 95 to 310 and encodes 71 amino acids. The record is from RefSeq and is a predicted model, not a curated record. The transcript has 2 exons. Lineage: Eukaryota; Fungi; Ascomycota; Sordariomycetes; Hypocreales; Ophiocordycipitaceae.